Molecule: messenger RNA, 3263 nt
Organism: Suillus paluster
Lineage: Eukaryota; Fungi; Basidiomycota; Agaricomycetes; Boletales; Suillaceae
Exons: 8
Coding region: 396-3131 (911 amino acids)
Cellular component (GO): actomyosin contractile ring; cell cortex of growing cell tip
Molecular function (GO): MAP kinase scaffold activity
Source: RefSeq, a predicted model, not a curated record
UGAUAUGUUGAGUCAAUCAAUCAGUAGACGAAUAUCUGACUGACUGGGAACACAUAUGAGCACGAAAACUGGCCCUCGUGCCCGCAAGCAAUGUAUGGAUUUGCUUGGUGUUCGCAUACAGUCAAUGGCUCGGAGCAUUGGGCAAAGAAAUCGAUGGAUUGAAGACCCCCAGGGCAUUUGCUAAUCGUCUUAGUUCGUCGCCAGAAUCCAUUGACACCGUGGAGAAGAACGGUGCCGCCGUGCCCCAUAAACGUUAUGUGCCGACAUCGAUCACGUGGCGCCGAGAUGCAACGAGGCUUGAGCAUUGUGAACAACUUCUAAGACGUCUGGCAAACCCAGCAGCCGCGGCGUUGACGCUGUAUGCCUCUGACCACCACCACCAUUAACGAGUUACCAUGUUGAACCGAAUACGCUCCUCACGUGCACCCUCCCCGACACCUACUACCUUCUCCGGGAUUUCUAACUACCGUACAGAGUCCUAUCGUCCGAUCAAGGAUAAAGGCAAUGUCCCGGCCGUGCCAGCCGUAAACUCGAGGGUAAUCGCACGCACACAUUUUGACGAGUUGGCUAGUUUUCUAGUAUCAUAUCUUGUGAAAGCUCCGCAGGAGUCGCGAGCCCACGCACGCUCAAAAUUGACCAAUCUUACGAGGCAGCAGUUCCAUGAAUUAUCAACCGAUGUGUAUGACGAACUCGUUCGACGUCGAAGGAACUCCCCCGAGAACGACGUUCCAUUCCUUCCCGUACGUGAUGAAUUUCAUCCGAAGCGGAAUCAGGCGCGCCAGAAAUUGGCAACGCUGCCCAGUGCCAAGUUUGAAGAUCUUUGUAGCGACGUCUACUUUGAAAUCAUGAGAAGAUAUCCCGAAUUCACAGAGUCGGAGGACCAAGGGGUGGCGUCCCCUGCGUCAGCAUAUGACGACGUGCCCUCGCCUGAGUUCCACACAUCCCCACGGUCCGACAUACCCAUACUCCCACCCAACGCCCGUACUGGGCGACCAUCUGAAGAUCGGGGCAGCGCACGCGAGGAAGAGAUUCGGCGGAGCGAAGACACCUACGCAUCCCGGCGAAAAGCAUCCCAGGACUACGGGGCGGAUUUUGGGCGAAGACCAAGUGCCUCCGCGAGUAUCCGCAGUGACUCGACAGGGACCACAAAUGCGCAGAGUGCGACUGCAACGAGCGGGAUGGUGAUCCCAAACAAGAGUACUAUCGCAGAGGAAGAGAUUGAGGUACCGUACGGGCGGGAGAUGCGGGAGAGCUCUGGAACAGCAAUUGAUACACGUGAAGGCGUCAGGGAACUGGAUACCACCGACGGCGAACACGAGCACUGGGACCAGCGGGGUACCCUGGGCGGGCUUAACGGGUUGAGCGCGCGGCUCAGAAACGUACAUACUGAAGACGAUGAUGCAGGGGACGUGAGGAGCGACGAGUAUGAUAAAGUCUCUCUGGGGCGCGCCUCAGUGACGUCCGAUCGCUCGAUUGGUGGGUCGAGGAUACCCAGUGUAGCGGGUGAUGAACAAGAGCGGCUGAGGCGAGAUUACGAGUUCAAGAUCGCCACGAUGCAGAGUCGUAUCACGAGUCUCGAACGAGACCUUGAGCAACGGGAGCUGGACACGCAGCAGACGGCACGCCAGUUAGAAGAGGAACUGGAAGGCUUCCGAAAGCGUGCCGAAGAGCAUGGAUCCGCUAUGAAGGCGCUGCAAAGGGAGCUGGACGAUCUUCGGGACCUCCGUGCAAGAGAGAAGGAACGCGAAGCCAGACGAGCGCAGGCUGAUGAGGAAGAAUUGCAGAUACUCCGUGAUCGAUGCGAACGCCUCGAAGAAGAGCGCAUUUCUGGCGUCGGGAUAGAUAACAGCGAAAUCAUCGAGCAGCUGCGCGCCGAUAUGGAAGGCUUGAUGAUUGAACUGAGCGAUCUGUCACGCAGGAAUGACGAGUUGAUGACUGCAAAGGAUUCGGAUCUCACUGUGAUUCGUGAUCUGGACAGCCAGCUCAAAGAAUACAAGCGCAAGUAUGAGCAAGCCAAAACCGAGCUCAGAAGUGUUAAAGCGACAUCCCAGCUCUUCCUGCAGGCGCCCAAGAUGGAAGAUCAACUGCCAAUGGGUCCUGACGGGGGCCUCGUCGACAUCCACGUCACUGCCUUUGUGUCCGCCAUUGAUGGUCUUUUGACUGCUGGACGUUCCAGCGCUCCUACACGCGUUCUAGUGCCGAUGAAAGCCGUCGUCACAUCUACUACCGCCAUCAUUGAUGACGUCCGGGCAUACGAACAACGCCCAUCCCGUGCAGAUGUCGACCUCGAGAUCCUACACACUCUCCGCGAGCGCGCUGAGGCGACUCUGACCAACCUUGUAGCCGCAUCCAAGACGCAUGCCACCGCAUCCGGCAUGUCUCCCGUGAGCCUAUUGGACGCAGCCGCGAGCCACGUCUCCGUGACGCUGACGGAGAUCGCAAAGAUGAUCUACAUCCGCAAGGCUAGCCGGGCCGAGCAGGAGGAGUUUGUCUCUUCCUCAAGCUCUGGUUCACUGUCGUAUCUAUCGUCUGCGCGCUCGACGGAAGACGUGAGACCGGCCUAUGAACGCAAGACCUCUAACUUUAGCAUAAAACGAUCAGAAGAUGUUGUAUCGCCCCCUAUGACCGCAGCAUCACGCUUUGCGGAGGCUCAUACCCGACGAACACCGUCCGAGCCAUCUAGCUCACUAACAAGUUCUCCUCCGCCUAUAUUUGACAAGUCUCCUAUCACCAGCGCAAUGGGUGCAAUCAGCGAUGAUUCAGCACCACCUGAAGGCGGCGAGGACGCAUGGUCCGAGCUCAAGCCCUACCUCGAAGCCCAGACUGAGUCUAUUGUCUACGCGAUCCAAAGCGUCCUUUCCGGCGUACGCAGUCCUGUGCCGCCGCCGACGUUGAACGAGAACCUGACGCAGAUCAUCACGAUCGUGUCGAGUAUCGUCGCGGUGUGCAGCGACAACCUCCCGCCCGUGUCUGCGCAGCAGGGUGCAGAGCUAUUGCGGGAGCUAGGCGAGCACGCACAGAAGCUGUCUGAGGUACAGACACUGCCGGAGGUGACCAAGGAGUCGCGGCAGGUCAUGGCGAAGUCGAGCUUUGCGGUCGCGAAUGCGAUGAAGGGGCUUAUGAAGUUGUAAUUUUGAAGGAAGGUGUGAUGCGAUUAGAAUGGGUGGCUGGCCCAUGCAUUGACGUGUGAUGGUAGAGGAUGGAGUAAGAGACGUGGAUCUUCGUUAAUUAUGAUAUGCUCCUUGUAGUUCAGUUGUUUAGAU